Molecule: messenger RNA, 861 nt
Organism: Vanderwaltozyma polyspora DSM 70294
Lineage: Eukaryota; Fungi; Ascomycota; Saccharomycetes; Saccharomycetales; Saccharomycetaceae
Gene: NIT3
Product: putative hydrolase
Exons: 1
Coding region: 1-861 (286 amino acids)
Biological process (GO): oxaloacetate metabolic process; L-glutamine metabolic process
Cellular component (GO): mitochondrion
Molecular function (GO): omega-amidase activity
Source: RefSeq, a predicted model, not a curated record
AUGUCUUCUAUAUUAUCUCAAAAGUUAAAAGUUGCUCUUAUUCAAUUAGCAGGUUCAAAACCAGAUAAAUCUGCCAAUUUGCAAAGAGCUGCAAAAUUUAUUGAAAAGGCUUUAAUCGAUCAACCUGAUACCAAAAUUGUAGUUUUGCCAGAAUGUUUUAAUUCUCCUUAUGCUGUUGAUAAAUUUAGAGAAUAUUCAGAAAUCAUUACACCAGAUUCUAUGUCCAUUAAAUUUUUAUCAAAUUUGGCUUCAAAAUUUAAUAUUUAUUUAAUUGGUGGUUCUAUACCUGAAUUAGAUCCAAGCACUGAUAAAAUUUAUAACACUUCAAUCGUUUUUGAUAACCGUGGUAAACUAAUAGGAACUCAUAGAAAGGCACAUUUAUUUGAUGUCGAUAUACCAAAUGGUAUUACGUUUAAAGAAAGCGAAACUUUAAGUAGUGGUGAUAAUGCUACUACUCUAGACACCAAAUUUGGUAAAAUUGGUCUUGGAAUCUGUUAUGACAUGAGGUUCCCUGAACUUGCAAUGUUGAGUGCUCGUAAAGGCGCUUUCGCAAUGAUAUACCCAAGUGCAUUUAAUACAGUCACCGGCCCUAUGCAUUGGCAUUUAUUGGCUAGAUCUCGUGCUGUUGAUAAUCAAAUAUAUACAAUGCUAUGUUCUCCAGCAAGAGAUAACAAUAGUUCAUACAAAGCUUAUGGUCAUUCACUUGUAGUUAAUCCAAGAGGUGAUAUAAUAGCUGAAGCUGGAGAAGGAGAAGAGAUCAUUUAUGCAGAACUAGACCCGAAUGAAAUUGAUACGUUCAGACAAGGUGUUCCUGUCACUAAGCAAAGGAGGUUCGAUAUCUAUCCUGAUGUUAACAAAUGA